AUGGUCGUCUGUGCAUCCAAAGGGUAUUCCAGGAGGUUGCAUCUCCGGCGCCGUUGCUGCGACCGCCGUUUGGUAGAUGAGGUAAGCGCCGGUGGAAAUUUUGCUUUAAGUUAUGAUACCACUGUAAUGGUGUGGGAAGUAGUACGUGCCAGAGGCCACGAGAAAAGAGUUAGAAACGCACAAACAGAAGUACCUCGUAGAGACCACGUGAUUGCUCAAACCCCAUUCCAUAUCCUCUGUGGUCAUGACGACAUAAUCACCUGCUUGUUUGUUAGUGUGGAGCUCGAUAUUGUCAUCAGUGGUUCAAAAGACGGGACGUGUAUUUUCCAUACCCUUAGGGAAGGCCGAUAUGUGAGAUCUUUGCGUCAUCCAUCUGGCCAUCCACUGUCAAAGCUUGUUGCUUCGAGGCAUGGGCAUAUAGUGUUCUAUGCCGAGGAUGAUCUUAGCCUGCAUCUCUACUCUAUCAAUGGCAAACAUCUGGCAAGUUCCGAAUCAAAUGGGCGCCUCAACUGUAUUGAACUCAGUAGGUGUGGUGAUUUUUUGGUCUGUGCUGGCGACCAAGGGCAAAUAGUUGUGCGAUCGAUGCACAAUCUCGAUGUUGUGAAGAGGUAUGUGGGAGCUGGAAAGAUGAUCACAAGCCUAGCGGUGACUCCAGAGCAAUGCUUCUUGGCUGGGACCAAAGAUGGACACAUUUUAGUUUACUCGAUAGAGAAUCCCCAACUCCGCAGAGCUGGUGCUGCUAGGAACAAGACAAGAGGCUCUGGGCCGUUGUAG
Molecule: messenger RNA, 774 nt
Organism: Linum tenue
Lineage: Eukaryota; Viridiplantae; Streptophyta; Magnoliopsida; Malpighiales; Linaceae
Source: the annotation of a GenBank genome assembly